GAUGGUUUUUGCGACUACCUCGUCAAUCAUGGACGACGACACAAACACCCUGUGUAGAUUAUGACGCAAACAAAAAGGGACCGACAGGACCGCGGCAUUGAUAGAAAUGUAACGUUUCACUGUUGUGAACACGAACAACAUGCCCAAGAAGCGGCAGACACAUUUGGAGAAACCAUGCACAACUGGGCACGUUACCUCAUCUUUUUUCAGUACAUUGGGACGAAAUACAGUGGCGCAGUGAAAGUGCCUCCGCAUCAGCUGGAGAGGAAAGGGAUCCAGGACCACUUGGAGGAUGCAAUAAGGAGGCUGAGGCCCCUCAACCCAGUAUCGCUGUCAGUCUCAAGCAGGACAGACACAGGUGUCCACGCCCUCUCUAACUCCGCGCACUUUGACCUCCAGCGCAGAAACAACAAGCCGCCAUUUACUGAGGACAUUCUUGUUGAGGCCCUGAAUUUCCACCUCCGGACAGAACAAAUCAGGAUCACCCAUGCCCACCGUGUGCCUGAUGACUUCCACGCCCGUUUUCGUGCUGAGUCUCGGACCUACGUCUACCGGAUAGCCCCGGGAAUCUCCCGCCACUCUCUGCUUCCCCUCACAGACCACGAUCUGUGCUGGAACCUCCGCAACACGGAGCUGGAUGUGGGAGCCAUGCGUGAGGCUGCCUCCCUGCUGGUUGGGACUCACAACUUCAGCAGCUUCAGGGCAGUCAGCUCCGACAUGCCUUUUAAAAACCCUGUCAAGACACUGGAUGUGGCCGACGUACAGCCAGGAAGCUCUUUCGCACACACACACUUCCACAGGGACAUCCCAAUCUGGGAACUGACUUUUAGGAGCAGAUCUUUUCUCUACAGGCAGGUGCGGAGGAUGACAGGGGCCCUGGUGGCAGUAGGCCAAGGGCAGCUCUCAGUGCCCCAGCUGAAGGACAUAUUGGAGGCUCAGGACUCUCUGGCCUACCCACAGGGCAUGGCUGCUCCGGCUCACGGCCUCUUCCUCACCAGGGUGGACUACAGAGACACAGACCUGCAGCUUUCACCACAGACAUCAGGGGAGAAACUUCCCUCCACUGGAAACUCAGAAGAUUAAUUCUACUUUAACAGUUCAUUAAUAUUAAUGUAUUUCCAUACUACUGUAUGCAAUGAUUGUAAUCAAGUUUUUGUGUUUAUAUGCAGAUUUUUUCUUUACUGAUAAUAAAACGCAGCAGCUUGACUUUGAGUCAGUGGCCCCUAGUAGGUGUUUUUAACAAAAUUAUUUCCACAUUUAGAAAAAUAAACAUUGGAAUACAUACAGAUGGACAUCUAUAUUUUCUUUUAAUUCAACAUAUUAAGAAUACAUAACUGUGUCCAUGAACGCAGCUCAGCUACAGAAUACCACACACCUUGAACCUAUCAUUGUCUACACAUGACCUUCAGGUUACAACAA
This is a messenger RNA of Xiphias gladius (swordfish), 1419 nucleotides long. It is a transcript of the gene pusl1, whose product is annotated as pseudouridine synthase like 1. Gene Ontology annotation, biological process: tRNA pseudouridine synthesis. Bases 61 to 1083 code for a protein of 340 amino acids. Gene Ontology annotation, molecular function: pseudouridine synthase activity; RNA binding. The record is from RefSeq and is a predicted model, not a curated record. NCBI's taxonomy places the organism in Eukaryota, Metazoa, Chordata, Actinopteri, Istiophoriformes, Xiphiidae. The transcript has 9 exons.